Molecule: messenger RNA, 906 nt
Organism: Fibroporia radiculosa
Lineage: Eukaryota; Fungi; Basidiomycota; Agaricomycetes; Polyporales; Fibroporiaceae
Exons: 9
Coding region: 1-906 (301 amino acids)
Molecular function (GO): N,N-dimethylaniline monooxygenase activity; NADP binding; flavin adenine dinucleotide binding
Source: RefSeq, a predicted model, not a curated record
AUGGAGGAACGACCCGGGAAUAAGCAUACCACUUCUUCGAGGCUGUCGAGCUCGAAAUCUGCGCAAUAUGGGCAUGCGGGACAGGCUGCGGCAGUAGACGUCGGACACGUCGUCCAGGGUAUGGCAUCCCAAGCAGGCUCCUCGAGUCGGCUCUCUCCGCACGUUGUGAUUAUCGGUGGCGGCCUUGGGGGAAUCGCGUGCGGUAUCGCAUUGAAAACACAGCUAGAUUUCCACAAUUUUACCAUUUACGAGAAAGCUGCAGAGCUUGGUGGAACGUGGAGGGAUAACACGUACCCUGGCUCUGCUUGCGACACUCCUUCUCACUGGUAUAGCCUCUCGACUGAGCUGAAUCCAGACUGGAGUACAACACUCGCGCCUCAACCAGAGCUACUUGCAUACUGGCUCUCGCUCGCACGCAAAUAUGAUCUGUACAAGCAUACGGUGUUCAAUACAAGUGUCGUCGCAGCGACUUGGAAUGCAGGCCGGCACGAGUAUGAGGUUUUUGUGACAGAGGAGCAGGGCGGAGCAGAAAGGAGGAGUGUGUGGGCGCGUGCGGUAGUAUCGGUAGUAGGGAUCCUCAGCGAGCCGUAUACACCAGAUAUCAAGGGUUUGAGUACUUUUACGGGCCCGCACUUCCACUCGGCGAGAUGGGACCACGGAGUCGAUGUCAGAGGCAAGAAAGUCGUAGUUGUGGGGAAUGGGGCAUCUGCUGCCCAGUUCGUGCCGUGCCUUCUUAGGAGUGCAGGUACACAAGUUGUGCAAUUUUGUCGAUUGCCGAACUGGUAUCUGUAUGGUUCGCGUGCAGACUAUUCACCGCGAAGGCGGUGGGUGCUCGCAAAAGUCCCGCUUGCGCUGAGGCUCUAUCGUCUCUGGGUGCUUCUGGUCAGUACCGCAUACAAUCCUUGA